Magnolia sinica is the source of this 725-nucleotide messenger RNA. RefSeq lists its product as uncharacterized. Lineage: Eukaryota; Viridiplantae; Streptophyta; Magnoliopsida; Magnoliales; Magnoliaceae. The coding region runs from base 64 to 576 and encodes 170 amino acids. Gene Ontology annotation, cellular component: endoplasmic reticulum. The record is from RefSeq and is a predicted model, not a curated record. The transcript is spliced from 2 exons.
ACUAACAAAAUAAAAACCAACUCCCCGCGUCCUUUCGUUUCUCUCGUCCAAACAAAACCCCCGAUGGCUGCCGGAGCGUCGCGUCCCCUCUCUCUCCAGAUCGCCGAUGCAAUCCUUCUCCUCUUCUUCCUCGUCAUCUCCCUCGUCGCACCUCUCUUCGACGCGCAAACCUGCUUUCCUACUCGCUUCUUCCCCCAAUUCCUCGUCGACCUCAACUCCUGGUACGCCAAUGAGUACGGCGAUGUUCUCAUGCUUGAGAAGCCCGGCUUCUUCGUCGGCCUCAUCUGGCUCGAGAUCUUCUUCCAGUGGCCGCUCGCGCUCGCCAACAUCGUCGGAAUAAUCGGCAGGAAAUCGUGGUACAGGACCACGUGCCUCAUCUACGGCGUCUCUACUUCCAGUGGAAUGGUCGCCAUCUUGGGAGAGCUGAUUGGAUCAGGCAAAGCAACGGAUAAGCUGUUGAUGGUGUAUUCGCCUUUCUUGGUUCUCUCUCUUCUCGCCAUUUUACGUGGCCUUGUUACUUGUUCUUCUUCUUCUUCUUCAAUCCAUCUCAAGUCCAGGAGGAAAAAGAGGGUAUGAGGGACCCAUUUAUUCUUCCUUUCAAUUUUCAUUUUGUGCUAUGUGUAUGUUUAUUGGCUCUUCUUUUUAUUAUGUUUUUCUAAAUACAGUAUUGGAAGAUAACCAAUUUUUUUCAUGUUAGAGAAACAGUACUUGCCCUUUUUUUUGAA